UCACGUUUUAUUAACUCGUAUAUUAUCAUUAUCAAAAAUGAAUUUUUAUUUUCGUUUUGGAAUAUUACUUUGUUUCAUGUGUUUAAUUACCAUACCUACGUUUUCAAUUGAGGUGCCAAACCCCAAAAUAAACUCGCUUGAUGAAGAAUAUGAUCUCAUUGAAGUGACUGAUUCAGAUGAGGAAAUUGGACCCAAUGAAGUGAUUGAUUAUUCAGAUGAGGAAAAUGAACCCUAUGAAGUGAUUCAUUCAGAUGAGUGUAAGAAUGCAAUAAAAGAUUUUUACAACCCAUCAAAUGAGAAAGACUAUCCAUUUUCAUUUUUUGCCAUUCAACAUGUAUUGUCUCAAUUUUUUAAUAUUUCUGUUGAAAAUGAAGAAAUUUUAUUGAAAAGAAAAGGAAAUAUUGAAUUAGUUCAACAAAACAAUAUUUCUAUGUUAUUAGAAAUUUUUGCACCACAUACAUCAGAUAAUGAUUUGAUAUUACGUAUUUUAAAUAAGUUUGGACAGAAAAAGAAAGAAGAAAAACGCCUUAUAGAUUGCUUUCAAGAUUAUGGCCUAGGAAGUCCCUUAAACGUUUCAAAAGAUUUAGCACAAGAAUUUUUUCAUUGUAAUUCAUUGUUUCCAGAUACAAAUUCUGAAGUGUUAUGUAAUGAGCUACUCAACAACUAUACAGAUGAAGAAGAUAUAUUUAGUUUUCAAAAAAUGAGAGAAAACGUUGCCAAUGAUUAUAAAGGAGAUAAAUCUAAUAUAUUAACUUAUGAUAACAAUCAGAGAAUUUGGAUAACACUAAGCUCGCAAUAACUUCUAUUUAUAGUUUAUAAAAUAUAGUAAAACUUCAAUAAAAAUAUUUGUUCUAUAACACA
Molecule: messenger RNA, 861 nt
Organism: Daktulosphaira vitifoliae (grape phylloxera)
Lineage: Eukaryota; Metazoa; Arthropoda; Insecta; Hemiptera; Phylloxeridae
Exons: 8
Coding region: 38-799 (253 amino acids)
Source: RefSeq, a predicted model, not a curated record